Messenger RNA from Nicrophorus vespilloides, 1691 nucleotides. RefSeq names its product homer protein homolog 2. The transcript is spliced from 7 exons. Gene Ontology annotation, biological process: regulation of store-operated calcium entry; G protein-coupled glutamate receptor signaling pathway. The record is from RefSeq and is a predicted model, not a curated record. Gene Ontology annotation, molecular function: G protein-coupled glutamate receptor binding. Lineage: Eukaryota; Metazoa; Arthropoda; Insecta; Coleoptera; Silphidae. The coding region runs from base 67 to 1299 and encodes 410 amino acids. Gene Ontology annotation, cellular component: cytoplasm; dendrite; plasma membrane.
UUUUGUGAGCCGAAUAACAUAUCGGCGAUAAAAUAUACUUGGGCUAUUCCUUUGGAUGCUGCAUAGAUGACGUCUGGAAAAGAUACAAUGGGUGAACAGCCAAUUUUCACUUGCAAGGCUCAUGUGUUCCAUAUUGACCCAAAAACAAAGAGAUCAUGGAUGCCUGCAUCCAGCACAGCAGUCAGUGUUUCAUUUUUUUAUGAUUCAUCUCGAAGCCUCUAUAGGAUAAUCAGUGUUGAAGGUUCCAAGGCUGUUAUCAAUAGUACUGUAACACCUAAUAUGACUUUCACAAAAACCUCACAGAAAUUUGGGCAGUGGUCUGAUGUCAGGGCUAACACUGUAUAUGGUUUAGGUUUCUCCUCAGAAGCCGAAUUGCAAAAGUUUAUAGAUAAGUUUAAUGAAGUAAAGGAAGCUACCAGAAGUGCCAUAACAAAAGUGACCACAAAUGGGGGGUCAGCAGUCACACCUGUUACAAGUGCCAAUGCAAGUCCAAUUACCGCCAGAGCUGCUACUGGAGCGUCAGAUAAUAUUGAUAAUCUUUUAGAGCCUCCAGGAAGUGCAAUGAUGCCAGUAACGCCAAAUUCGACCAAACCUGAAGAUGAGAUGACACAACAUCCUCGGAGCCAUUCUAUUUCUGGAAUGGGUUGCAACGAGAGCCCUAGUCACCAGAAGACGGGCAAUAUUUCCAAUGAAAAGAGCCCGUAUACGAUGGCUUCAUCAGGUGCAGCCACUCAGAACUCGAGCGAUGUUCAGCUAAAAUAUGAGAACGACAGGUUGAAGCUGGCUUUAGCCCAAAGUUCAGCGAAUGCCAAAAAAUGGGAAAUUGAAUUAGCCACAUUGAAGAACAAUAAUGCCCGUCUCACUAGUGCCCUCCAAGAGAGCACCGCCAAUGUUGAAGAGUGGAAACGGCAACUGCAUACGUAUAAGGAGGAGAAUGCUCGCAUGAAAGCCAAAUAUCAGUCCGAUUUAGAGAAUAGUAAAGGUGGGGGCGACAUCGCUGAUGAGUUACGCAAAGAAAUCCAAUCACUUCGUUUACGGGUCGAGCAGCUCGAGACUGAACUGGAUGCAAAGAAUCAAGAGAUCAAGCAGAUAUCCUCGUCGCACAAGUACACCGAUUUACAGAGAGAAAAUCAGGAUCUACAGGCGUCGGCGAAAUUGGCGCAAACCGAGUUGGACGUGGCUCUGGGCACUCACGAAUCUCAACGGCAAGUAUUGCAUACUCUGAAUCAGCAGCUGGCGACGCGCGUCCAAGAAUUGGCCGCAAUACACCACGAGAUAUCUACAGCUCUGCAAACGUGAGGUUUGACUAGUAGCUGGUAUGCCUCCUAUGUAUAACCCAGAACCGAAAACGAAACAAGUAAUGAAUGAAACAAACAGCAAAAAAAAUAUUAAAAAACGACACACAAAAUAACGAUCAUCUAAACAAUAAUACUACCUAACUAAUGGAUAUUCAGUAUUUACAAAAUCAAAUAAGGCAAUGAGACGGGACGUUACGUGCAAAUUUCUUAAAUAUUGGAAGAAAAUCUUAGUUAUUUUAUAAUUACGAUUACUCGAAUGCACAAAUUUUAUUGACUGAUAGUAUUCUGUAUUCUUUAUUUCUCAGCAGAACAAACAAUAUUGAUGAAUCUCAUUUAGAAGUGCACAUCUUUUGUAAUGAAUCUUACAAAGCAAUGAGUAUUAUUUUAUUUAUU